Messenger RNA from Oppia nitens, 1021 nucleotides. RefSeq names its product deubiquitinase DESI2-like. Lineage: Eukaryota; Metazoa; Arthropoda; Arachnida; Sarcoptiformes; Oppiidae. Gene Ontology annotation, biological process: protein deubiquitination. The transcript is spliced from 5 exons. The record is from RefSeq and is a predicted model, not a curated record. The coding region runs from base 188 to 721 and encodes 177 amino acids. Gene Ontology annotation, molecular function: deubiquitinase activity.
AUUUCCCUAAUUAUUGUCAUUUAUUUUUUUGUUUCACUCAUUUUCUCAUCAAUUAAAGCCAUCUUUUUAUUUGUUUUUCCCAUUUUUGAGACCAAAUUUCGCAAUUAAAUUGUAAUUCAAAUUAUUUGAUAUAUUUUAUCGUUAAAUUUAUUGUCAAAUUGUGUCCACUCAUUAUUGUCAAACAGUUAUGGCACGACAGGCCGUUAUUGUCAACACUUACGAUAUGGCAUCUAUAAAUCAAUACACGACUUCAUUGGGUAUCGGUAUCUAUCACUCAGGUGUCCAUAUAUACGACUCAGAGUAUGCCUACGGCGGACAUCCCUUUAAUUUUUCGGGAAUCUUCGAGAUUGAACCCAAAGAUGUUGAAGCACUCGGAGAGGAAACCUUUAAAUUCAAAGAGUCGUUGCUUAUCGGUUACACUGAUUUCAGUCGAGAAGAUAUUAAUCAAAUAAUCCACGAAAUGGGUAACGAAUACAAAGGAGAUAAAUAUCAUCUUUUACACAGAAAUUGCAACCAUUUUACCGAAGCGUUGGUAAAGACGCUUUCUGGUAAAUCGAUCCCUUCGUGGAUCAAUCGAUUGGCGUAUAUCUCGACGUGUGUGCCAUUCCUUGAACGUUGUCUUCCCAAAGAGUUUCUCAUACCUGUCGCUCUGGAAGAGUCCAUCAGAGAACAGGUGGCCAACGAAAGCACAGAACAUGAUGUGAUCAAAAACAAACUUUAACCACAAAUUUAAAGUUAAACUAAUUGAUUGUCCAAAAAAACUAAAAAUGAAACGAAUAGUAAUUUAGUAUUUUUUAUUACCGUAUAUUUCUUUUUAUCGUUAUUAUCAUAACUAUAUUAUUGCUGCCUUACUAUACAAUAGUUACAAAACGAAUUUGUCUUAUUUAUACAAAACAAUUUUCAGGUCAAACAUAAUUUAUUUAGGAGUUUAUUAUAUAAGUUUUAAGUAAAAUUUUUAUUAUACUGUAAAUAAAGUGCUAAACACAAAGUGUCAAAUAAACAAUUGUAUGCAUAAUGAACU